Messenger RNA from Temnothorax curvispinosus, 816 nucleotides. RefSeq lists its product as uncharacterized. The transcript has 4 exons. Lineage: Eukaryota; Metazoa; Arthropoda; Insecta; Hymenoptera; Formicidae. The record is from RefSeq and is a predicted model, not a curated record. Bases 155 to 643 code for a protein of 162 amino acids.
UAAAGCGUGUCACGUCGAAGAUUCUCUCUCUCUCUCUCUUUCCUCCCUCUCUCCGUCUCUCUCCGCAAAACUCGGAACGGAUUUCACAAUAACUUUGUUCUCCUAAGUAUCCCUUGGCCCUGAUCCCGCAUCCCUCGUCUCGACACCGCCGAUUAUGCGCCCGCGGUUUUGGUGCAGUGUCUACCUCAUUCUCCUCGCGACAGCGGGACCCACGCACUCCGGAAGAGCAGUCAGGGCCCUGGCCUUCCGCAAAGGCAGCACCUUUUUCUAUCGGCUAAACUACAAGAUAAACACUCUGCCUUACACGACAAUCUUCGCGCACGCAGCGGGUUUUAAGGCGGCAUGGGAACUGCCGACUACCGGUGGGCCUCGAAACGUCCGGUCCGUUCCAGACAUUCACAAAUGCGCCGAACUCGUGUACGAAAGUCAUGGCUUCGAUGGCCGUUCCUGCUUGCUGAAGAACAUCUGUCAGGGGUUACAAUACGUGAAGCGGAAGGACGGCGUUAUAGGGAAAAUAUUAAAGCUACUUGCAGAGUCGUAUAUUAAUAAUCGCACUUGGCACGAAGAUCCGCUGUUCUGUGAAUAUCAUACCACAAAUUGCCCUCUGCAGUUAGUCGGAUUUAAUAGUUUUACAGAGAGCUAGCACACUGAAGUAUCUUACAAUUAGAGAGUAAGUCACCGAGUAAUUAUUUGAUUACUUGAGACAAAUUAUGCAUCAAACGCAGUAUAACAUUGCUAAAAUUAUUGCACAUUAAUAAAAAUAAUAAUUCUUACAAAGUAUAUUUUUUACUUGUAUCAUUAAUAAAGAAGACCGAA